ACCUGGACCUUGAUUACUCCUAUAUGGUUAGUAGGAUUUCUGUUGCGUCAUCCUCCUGCUCCUAAACUUGAUUGGAUUCAGGGAUGGCUUCUCAGGUUCGCCAGAACUUCCAUGCUGAUUGUGAGGCUGCUCUGAACCACCUAGUUAACCUGGAGCUACAUGCAAGCUAUGUCUACUUGUCCAUGUCCUACCAUUUUGACCGUGAUGAUGUAGCCUUAUCCCAUGUGGCCAAAUUUCUGAAGGAGCAGUCACACGAAGAGAGGGAGCAUGCUGAGAAGUUCCUGAGAUACCAGAACAAGCGAGGGGGGCGUGUUGUGCUUCAGGACAUCCGGAAACCAGAGAAGGAUGAGUGGGGCAACACUCUGGAUGCCCUGCAGAGCGCCUUAGAGCUGGAGAAGAAGGUCAACCAGGCCCUGCUGGAUCUUCACAAGCUGGCCAUGGAGAAGGGAGACCCUCAUCUGUGUGACUUUCUGGAGUCAGAGUACCUGGAAGAGCAAGUGAAGGCCAUUAAACAGCUGGGAGACCACCUCACCAACCUGAGGCGCCUGGGCCUGCCUGAGAGUGGCAUGGGAGAGUAUCUCUUUGACAAGCUCACCUUGAGGGAAAGCAGCUGAACCAACCCUCCCCAGCACCUUGUCUUGUGUACUGAGGAAAACAAUAAACAAAAUGUUGGUGUUCAAAAUA
Molecule: messenger RNA, 684 nt
Organism: Pogona vitticeps (central bearded dragon)
Lineage: Eukaryota; Metazoa; Chordata; Lepidosauria; Squamata; Agamidae
Product: ferritin heavy chain A
Biological process (GO): intracellular iron ion homeostasis; iron ion transport
Cellular component (GO): cytoplasm
Molecular function (GO): ferrous iron binding; ferric iron binding
Source: RefSeq, a predicted model, not a curated record